Messenger RNA from Triticum turgidum subsp. durum (durum wheat), 285 nucleotides. Lineage: Eukaryota; Viridiplantae; Streptophyta; Magnoliopsida; Poales; Poaceae. The record is from the annotation of a GenBank genome assembly.
AUGUCCAACUCCAGCACCUGCAAUUGCUCCUCCUUGCACGCCACACUUUUCUUCUGGGACGCCUUGGACACAAGAGACCACCUGCUGGAAUUCGGCACGGCAAUUUGCUUCGACAGGAGUUCCAAAGAGGAUUCAAGCAUUGUUACAGCGACGUCCCUAGCGUCAGCCAACAGACUGACCACUCUGCAGCUCUCGACAUCAGCCGGAGAAGACUUUCUGCUCAUCUUCUUGAACUGCUUUUGCGCUUUCUUGGCCAGGCGGAACCAAGACUGGAUCUUGGCCUGA